UCAUACCACGCAUUCCGUUUGUGUUGCAAUCCUAUAGAAAACUGACAAUAGGCUACGUAAGUAACGUUUACGCGCGCUAUGAAAGAUUGGCUGAUGUGAACCGGUCCGGAGAGAAGCCGUGUACUGCCACGCGUAUUAUAAUUCUGAGCAUUAACCGAGACAUUGAUAUCCAACUCUACCCAGCAAAAUCAAUCUCAUUGAUUACAUAGAAGGCAAUAUUUGGCUCUUAGUAUCACGUAGAAAGAAAUGCUCGUUCCUUGGUAAUUUGUACUCCAUAACAUCCAACAAGCUCAUAUAUUACUGUGCAAAUAUGCAAAUAUCCAACUGAGAUACUGUAAAAUGCUUGCAUGCCUCAAAAUUGACAGAUUUAGUUAUUACUGGCAGUUGGGUUACUCAUUUAUUAUAGCUUGACAUUGAAAUUAACACUAUCUCACUUUCUCGACAUUAAAAGGGAACAUGAAUCAGUACGAUAUUGCCUCAAGUGUUUGUAACUUUAAAAUCUUACGUGCAUCCGGCCGCCCUCAACGCUUAAAGAUAUUUAAAUAUUACAGCACACGAUAUGUCCAGAAUAAAAAGCUGCGAAAAGUCAGUUCUUGUUAACAAGUUACCAGAGGAGUAAUAAACCAACGAGAUAGCAAGGAUUGGCAAAGAUUGAGAUCGGGAUAGCGAAAAAAAAGGCGAGCUGAAAAUAAUAGAAGAAUGCCUAUGACGUUUGCUACGCUCAGAUAGUUUCAUCAGUUUUAUGCCUGAGUAACGUUAUAUGUCAAUAUACUCGGCGCGUCUCUCGAGGUUCCACACUGAUCAGUCACACAUUUCAAGUGGACAGGUUAGAUCGUCAUCGAGAAAUGUUUUUGGUAUUGUUCUUCAAGUUGGUACUCCAUUUCACAUGUGGAGCAGCUGAAAUUCAAGAUGGGCAAGCUCCACUGAUGAUUGUGUCCCUGGAUGGAAUGGAUUGGCGAGUGUUGAAGAGUCAGUUUGCUGUUACAGCUAAUUUGGACUUCGUCGCACAAACGGGAGUUAAAGCCGAAUACAUAAAGAACAUUGUACCUUCCAGCACGUGGCCAAAUCAUCAUACUUUUCUGACUGGUCUCUACUCGGAGAGUCACGGGAUUGUGGCGAACAGAUUCUGGGAUCCAGUUUACGAAGAAAAAUUUAUAUUCGGUUACGACUGUUCAAACUUUGAUCCCAAGUUUUACAACGAAGCGGAACCAAUAUGGCUGACAUUACAAAAGCAAGGCGGACGCAGUGGCUCAUAUUUUUGGCCAGCAACUACCAGCUACUCCGUGAAACCAACCUUCUAUGAAAAAGAACUCUGUCUUGUCAACUGUAGUGCAAUAAACCCCAAAGAGCUUCCAAGGUAUAGAAAUAGAACUUUCGAAGGUUUUCCACCUUACGUUCACUGCGUGUUUAACUUGAGACAGAAUUUUUCAGUUCGAGUCAAUAAGGCGGUGGAGUGGCUUCGUUCUGACAAACCGCCGCAUUUUAUUUCUCUCUACUUUGGAGCGAUAGACAAUACGGGUCACUCCCAUGGGCCGUUCUCGAAAGAAUACAAGAGUAUGGUGGAAAAUGUUGAUGUGAAUGCUGUGGGGUUCUUACUGAAGCGAUUAAAUGAAACUGAUUUUCUGCGCAAAGUCAACUUGAUAAUAGUAAGUGAUCAUGGAAUGGAUAAUACGUCAGCAAGUCGCCAGAUAUACUUGGAAGAUUUCAUUGACCCUUCGACUUAUACGUUGACUGAGAAAGGUCCUUUAGUGCACAUGUGGCCUCGUCCUGGAAUGAUGGAGGAAAUCUACCAAAACCUUACAAGAAAUCAAAUACCACACGUCCGCCGAGUGUUCAGGAAAGAAGACAUUCCAGAUGAGUACCACUGGAAAAACAACCGACGAAUUCCGCCGAUCUUCAUUGAUCCUGAAGUUGGCUGGGUCAUAACAAGCUCCAGAAGUGAUCCACCGCCAGGACGAGGAGAACACGGCUGGCCUCCAGAUCAAUCAAAGAGCUACUCGGUUUUUUAUGCUCGUGGACCAGCUUUUCGAGAAGGUGCAGUUGUGAGGCCAUUCAACAUAGUGGAUCUUUACCCUUUGAUGUGUGAGCUUCUUGGAAUAGAUCCUCGUCCGAACAACGGCUCUAUUGAAAAUAUCAAAGCUGUCCUUAAAGAAGAUAUUCCACCACCUCGGGGUGCUGGAAAGAAGCAAAACAGCGCAUGCUUGAAAUUCGUUUUAACAAUCCUCCUUAUUGGGUUUGGACUUUUCAGAAAUUGAACUUUCGAAGCUAUGAACUAUUUUUGUGUUAAGAAAACAACACUAAAAAAACUCCGUUUGGUUUCCUUGCUGAUGUUGAACGUUCUUAGUUUUUAGAGGACUUGAACUGAAAUUUGAAAAUGAUUAAAAGGAAUGAAGACUGGAUUUAUAUUCAAAAAUGUAUUUGAUGUACACCAUUCAUCUUAUUUCAGUUAGAAAGUGAAAGCUAAUUUUGGGUUAAUCUUUAACAUUUAUAAUUGUUCUGAAUUGUUUUAAUUUCAGUUAUGCGGAAGAAGUUCUACGUACCUUAUUGUUAUUUUGAAAUGAAUGAAACUCGCCAUGUACAUCCAUGUUAGCAAUGGUUUUACAUUCACUGGUCGAUUUUUAUACCUAAAUGUACCCUUUUGUACGUUCGCUGGCAUAUCAGGCGAGUUUAGUCUAGCAAUGGUUCGUAUUUUGGAGAGAUGUAGUCGGGAGAAUGCCGAAAACGAACGAGCCUAAGCGUUCCCAAAAGGGUACGGUUGAUUAUUUAUGUAUACUUAGAUUCGGCCACAUCAGGUUUAUAUAUAUGACUUGAUAUCGCAGGAUAUCAGCACAGUAGACACGGCUUCUGGUUGGCUAAUUGCGAACUUGGAUACGGUAUAAUUUCAUUUUGUUUUCUUUAUUUUGCCGUUUUUUUUUUAUUCUGAUCGACCAGGUGUGUGUUUCUCUCUAGAGAUCGAAAAGGAGGCUUAAUCUCAACAGAUUGGUCUUGCUUAAUUAAUUUUCAGAGUAAGCCUGCGCGUUUUUAAGUACUACAGUCAAAUCUAUCUAGGAUAAUUACAUUUCUAAAAAUAAAGAUGUUUAGCGGCAUUCAGCCGUUUCUUCCUUAAAUUAAACCUCCUAAUCAUUAGCCUGAUUACCUGUUUUAAGCAUUUUACUAGUAUCAUAAUCUGAUAGACCUAUUUACGGAAUAUUUAAAUAACGAUAUUGAGCUGUAUUUAGCCGUUUCAUUUGUAAAGCUUUUUAGAUUACAACUUAGCGUUGAGUAAACCGCUGUUCUUUUAGAAA
Messenger RNA from Orbicella faveolata, 3284 nucleotides. Its product is annotated as ectonucleotide pyrophosphatase/phosphodiesterase family member 5-like. Lineage: Eukaryota; Metazoa; Cnidaria; Anthozoa; Scleractinia; Merulinidae. The record is from RefSeq and is a predicted model, not a curated record.